Apis mellifera (honey bee) is the source of this 2853-nucleotide messenger RNA. RefSeq lists its product as uncharacterized. The coding region runs from base 713 to 1543 and encodes 276 amino acids. NCBI's taxonomy places the organism in Eukaryota, Metazoa, Arthropoda, Insecta, Hymenoptera, Apidae. The transcript is spliced from 4 exons. The record is from RefSeq and is a predicted model, not a curated record.
UUACGCAUAUCUUAUUGCCUAAUUAUUUUAACUCGAUCGAAAGUAGUUUAAAAAAAACGAUUACAGAAAGAGGCUAAUUUUCUUAGACAUCUUAAACAAGCUCUGCUUAUCUCGAUACAAUCCUACGGAAAUUUCAAACGAAAUAUCGAUACAUUAUUUCAAACUUAACAACAAACUACGAUUAAAAAAAAAAAUAAUCAAAAUUCUCCCAUCAAAUUUAACUUCGAGCAAUAAUAAUACCAACGAUUUCUUCCCCGAUCAAACAAAACGAUUCAACGAUUCGUGAGGCGAUCCUCAUAAGGUUUCUUAUCCAAUUCACAGCCGGUUCCAACGAGAUCGUUCGCCUUUUCAACAAACUGCAGUGCGUGUGCAGAAUCAAGCUCCAGUCUCUUGCUUGAAGAUUAUCUAAGCCGUGUAUCUAACCGGUACCCCCACCGACCUAAAUGCACCAGAUAUAAAUGGUCAAGACACCAUUCUAAGAUGUCAGAUAGUGAGUGGACUUAAUCUCUCGAUCAUCCUGCGAUCAUCCGAGAGAGGCGGUGCUCGAUGCUCGUCGUCUCGAUCCAUCGAUCGAAGGAACAAACAUUAUUCCUCGGGAAUAAUCGGAUCGUAAUCAUGGAAAGGGAAACCCGUGGGGAAUAUUGGUGCACGGAAUAGAAAUAGGAUUAUAUAAUAAAUCGCGAUUCAGUGUUCUUCAAGGAUUUCCUCGAUCAUGAAGUCGCGUGGCUCGAAUUCGUUCCAUGGAAUUGGUUACGCUUGGUUACUGGUGACCAUCUUUUGUCUCUCGUCGACCACGUCUCACACUUUUAAUUAUUCGAGCAACAACUCGACGUACGUCGAGAAAUGCCGAGCCGAUUGCGCGUCCCACAAGGAUCUUAUAAGUUGCGGCAAGUUCAGGGUCGUUAGAUGGUUGAACGACAUCGCGAGGGAGAAGGAAUUCAAGUACGGCGCGAUCCGCAUCGUGAGGAUCCCGUUCCUGUCGCAGCAACCGGUUAUCCCGAAAUUGCCCGAGUCCCGUGCGUUCAAGAGCGGCAUAAUGGAGGCCUUGAACUUCGUCAGGGACACGGCCGAGGAUCUCAUUACGAAACGAGCUUUCGUUUACACGAUCGACAACACGGCCUCCGCGAGAAGUUUCGGGACCAUGCCUAUGAUCUUGGACGAGGAUCAACUCGCUCGGAUGGAGAGCAGAGGCAUAUCCGACGCUGCUUGGCGAGGGAUCAAGCAGAAGAAGGCUCUCAUCCUCCCGCUCUUGAUCCUCUUCAAACUGAUGAAGCUGAAGCUUUGGAUCGUGCCGAUCUUCCUCGCCGUCCACUUCAUCAAAAAGAUUCUGGUGAUCGCCUCGAUCCUCGUCCCGAUACUGUUCACGCGUCUCAAGAUAUGCAAAGUGUCGCAGCCCCAUCAUCAAGGCUACCCUCAUCACCUGUGGACCACAGCGGCCGAAGCGCCGAUCGAUUAUCCGUCAGGAGAGGAAAUCUGGCCGUCCCACAGAAACGACUACCAACAAGCUCCCCCCUAUCUAGCCUACCGCAACCCGUACGGAUGAGGCAGGGAGAGGAAAGCAAAAGAUCAAGAAGGAUCAUGCAACGCGCUCGUGCCAAAUCUCGCUUGGACAAACAAAUCCUUUCCUUCCUCUUCUUCCUCAACACUUUCUUAACGAUAAUAGGAUGCGUCGUAUUUAGCGGCGAUUAUCGAUCGCUUUCCACCCGGCGAGAAAUGACUUUCACACGUUGCCGAGUACCGUUACCGAUAUUUGUAACGAGGCGCACGUAAUCGAGGAUCAAAGUGGAUUUUUCUUUUCCUUUUUUUUUUUUCCACGAAUUCGUGUAUACGCGAGUCAGUCGAAUUUCUCGAAUUGAUUAGGUGUACCGUAAAUCCAAAGGAAUUCGCCACGGACCUCGCGUGACGCCCACUUCCGGGAUAUAAUGUAACGAGACUGUGUACGAGUCUUGGAAGAACGCACGCGGAAGGGGAGGACACGAUGGAUUUGGAAAGAAACAAUUUUCUUGAUGAAAUUGAAGGGAAAAAUUCGUUGAAAUUGUCCCAUUGUUAGAUUUAUCAUGAAACGAAUUAGUUGUAAUUAAUUCCCAAUAUAUAUAUAUAUUUUUGUAAAAUAAAAUUGGACAAGAUUAUCUCCAAAUACUUAUACUUCAUGUACAAUUCAAAAGUGAUACCUGAUUACUGUAACCAACGAUUACAAUCUCCACUGGAUUUCGAAUUGUUUUUUUCCAAUCCUCCCCAAAUUUCUUCCCCAAAUACUUAUAUUCAUGUACAAUUCAAAAGUGAUACGAUACCUGAAAAACUCCUAAUUUCUCGAAUAAAGAGAGCCAACCAACAAUCUCCAUUGGAUUUCGAAUCGUUUUUUCCAAUCCUCCCCAAAUUUCCUCCCCAAAUACUUAUAUUCAUGUACAAUUCAAAAGUGAUACGAUAUCUGAAAAACUUCUAAUUUCUCAAAUAAAGAGAACCAACGAUUACAAUCUCCAUUGGAUUUCGAAUCGUUCUUUUCCAAUCCUCCCCAAAUUUCCUCCCCAAAUACUUAUAUUCAUGUACAAUUCAAAAGUAUACGAUACUUGAAAAACUCCUAAUUUCUCGAAUAAAGAGAGCCAACUAACGAUUGCAAUUUCCACUGGAUUUCGAAUCGUUUUUUCCAAUCCUCCCCAAAUUUCCUCCCCAAAUACUUAUAUUCAUGUACAAUUAAAAAAUGAUAUCCGAAAAAUUCCUAAUUUCUCGAAUAAAGAGAGCCAACCAACAAUCUCCACUGGAUUUCGAAUCGUUUUUUUUUUCCAAUCCUCCCCAAAUUUUCCAAACGCAUACGCGAGCCUUUUCAGCGAGGCGCGAACGAUGGCGGUCAAGGUC